This is a messenger RNA of Cottoperca gobio, 3039 nucleotides long. RefSeq names its product metalloreductase STEAP4-like. Bases 1 to 1320 code for a protein of 439 amino acids. Gene Ontology annotation, molecular function: cupric reductase (NADH) activity; ferric-chelate reductase (NADPH) activity. NCBI's taxonomy places the organism in Eukaryota, Metazoa, Chordata, Actinopteri, Perciformes, Bovichtidae. The record is from RefSeq and is a predicted model, not a curated record. The transcript is spliced from 10 exons. Gene Ontology annotation, cellular component: endosome; plasma membrane. Gene Ontology annotation, biological process: copper ion import.
AUGGAGGGACAAUGGCUUCAUGGUAGUAACACGCGCUGCACGCCAUCCCAGGGGCAACACGGGGCUUUGGGCCCAUAUACGGCAGGUUCCUCUUCCUCUGCUUCGGGUCCUGGGUGUCGGCGGUGUCCCGGAGGGCGCCAAAGUCGGGUCCUGCACAGAGAACACUAUGGAUUCCUGGAGACAAUGGCACCUCAUCUUGCAGGAAAGGCGCUGGUGGACCUCAGUAACAACCUGAAGAAAGACAUGUACCCAGAAGCCAACGCCGCCUACCUGCAGAGAUUGGUCCCUGGAGCUGCUGUGGUGAAAGGUCUUAACACGCUGUCUGCCUGGGCCCUGCAGAACGGACUCCUGGCAGGAAAACAGGUGUACCUGUGUGGGAACAGUGCAGAAGCAAAGCGGGCAGUAGCAGAGAUGUCCACCAAGCUGGGCCUCACUGUUCUGGAUAAAGGGUCUCUGUCCGCAGCCAGAGAGCUGGAGGACUUCCCCCUACAGCUGUUCCCAGAGUGGAGGCUGCCGCUAAGCGUGGCCGUCGGCCUCACCGCCUUCUUCUUCUUCUAUCUUCUAAUUAGAGAUGUCAUCUGGGCAUAUGUUGAACAGGGGAAAGACAUCUCCUACAGAAUCACAGUGUCCCUAGGCAACAAGGUGUUUCCCAUUGUGUCUCUUAUCAUGUUGUCGCUGUGUUACCUGCCUGGUGUCAUAGCUGCCUUCCUUCAGCUCUACAGAGGAACCAAGUACAGGCGCUUCCCUGAUUGGCUGGACCGCUGGAUGCUGUGCAGGAAGCAGAUGGGUCUGAUUGCAAUGGGCUAUGCUUUUCUCCAUGCCAUCUAUACCUUUGUUACUCCUACUCGCUAUUCUGUCCAACACAAACUCAUCUCGCUUGUGGUGGAUGAGAUGAAGAACAAUAAAACCACUCCGUUUUACUUUGAUAACACAGAGGCAUGGGCCCAGGACUCAUUCUAUAUGCUGGGAAUCCUGGGCUUCUUUCUUUAUGCCCUGCUAGGACUAACAUCCCUGCCCUCUGUGGGAGGCUCUCUCAGCUGGAGAGAGUUCAACUUCAUUCAGUCUAAGUUGGGCCACCUGACCCUGGUCAUAUGCACAACCCAUGGCUAUCUUUACGGCUGGAACAAAUUUCUUCGUCCCUCUACCUACAAAUGGUACACUCCUCCGGGCUACAUGCUAUGUCUGAUUGUGCCUUCUGUGGUGCUGGUGCUCAAGGCGCUGGUCAUUCUCCCCUGCGUGGAUCGAACCUUAACCCGCAUUCGACAAGGCUGGGAGAGGACCCAGCCAAGAGAGGAGAUGUGUAAGGCCACCAACCUAUGAACUGUGACCUCUGAGGUCAUCUGCUUUGCUGAUAAUUCAGAAUUUCAUUCAGUCAUUAUUUUGAGGGGGAAAAACAAUGUUAAAAUUGUACAUAGUGAUCAUAAAGUGAAACAUAUUUGUUAUUUGUAAAUAUUCAUAAAUUACGCAAAGGAUUUACAAUAUUCCAUCUUUUGAUUUUUCAAAAACAAAAACACAAGUUAUACAUUUUCUAAAAUGUCUACUGUUUGUUAAAAUAAACUCUUUAUAUUCAGCUUAGCAUGUGUAAUACUUUGGAAAAAACAGAUUAUAUUGUCCAUGCUCAGUUGGUGUGUGAUUGUGUUGACACUGCUUGCUCUCAAUUAUGCAACAGCCAAACAAAACAAAAAAGUAGUAUUUCAACCAAAUGGACAGGUCUCCGUGGAUAUAAUGAUUUUUAAUAUCUAUUUCCUUUGAGGUUUGAAAAAAAAGGUUUCAUGUUUGUGCUGUAUCUUUUUCACAGAAUGUGAUGAAAAAUAGAUUGAUAUCCCCUGCUGACACCCUUUCUUUUGAUAAACAUAGACAACAGUUUCCGCUCUCCGCUUCCUUCAAGUUGUGCGAUUGUAUCCCUGAGGUUGCUCUCUUUUCAGGAUGUUAUUGAUUUCCCUGUAUUCUAACACAAAUACCUUGCUGCCCAAACUGCCUGCCUCUUAAGGGCAUGCAAAUAUGCACACAACACACUAUGCUUACAGAUGCACAUACACAAUGUAAGCGAGUGUAAGGUUAAGCUAAUUAUAUUACCACAUGCAGAGUCUACACACAUGCGCACACAGAUGUACAGGAGUGCCAUCACCACAGAGGAUCACAUACUUGGAAGCCAAAAGCCGACUCAGGAGGAAGAACAGGUGGUAUACAAACAGCAUUUCGUAGCUCUAACACCGGGUUACAGAGGGCUAAAGCAGUAAAGAUCAUUUACAAGAAGGCAGAGCAGAAUGUAGGCAACAUAGACAGUGUAUGAGCUGCCCUCUAACUAAACUGAUAGCAGCUAAGGAGCAAUUCGAUAUCCAGGUGACUUGAUCAGGUGAUGAGCAGCGGCAAAUUGUGACGGCUGGUGGUGCAGAAUGGCAGGUGUGGAACAACAACGAUAUGCUAGUAUGUAAAACAUUAAUCAGAUGAUCGAGAUGCAGAGGAGGGAAAGGAGGAGGAUGGAGCAGCUGUCGCCAUGACAGAGUCUGGUGCUACAAGAGAAAUAUGCAGUGCCUUUUUUGCCCAAAGCAGAACAUUUAGUCAGAUGCAUCCUGUUAUCUAGCAUCUAACAGCAUUAUCUGCACACGCAAUUCCUUACACCCUGUACCAUUGUAUUAUCCCCCUAUUACCAAAGAACUGCUGUUGAUUUCAGCUUUGAUUUUAUUUCCUGCUGUUAGGGUGUGUGUGUGUGUGUGUGUGUGUGUGUGUGUGUGUGUGUGUGUGUGUGUGUGUGUGUGUGUGUGUGUGCUGAUGUAUAAAUGAGAUAGAGUAGUCCUACAUUGCCCUGGGAAAGAAUUCAGUUGCAAUAACAUACAGAAAACCUGUAAAACAAGCUUUCCACUGUUUAACAACUAGGCCAACCGGAAACCCAUAAUAUCCACACUAUGUUAUGCCAGUGUAAAUGUUGACAUAGCUUGACUGUUUGCAGUGUUUGCAAAUCUGAUCUUGACACUGAAUUGCUGAAAUGUUCUUGUCUAAGUGCUGUAAAGUUGUAAUAAAAUAUAAUAAUGUCACACA